Octodon degus (degu) is the source of this 1004-nucleotide messenger RNA. RefSeq names its product von Ebner gland protein 1-like. Bases 390 to 1004 code for a protein of 204 amino acids. The record is from RefSeq and is a predicted model, not a curated record. Gene Ontology annotation, molecular function: small molecule binding. The transcript is spliced from 5 exons. NCBI's taxonomy places the organism in Eukaryota, Metazoa, Chordata, Mammalia, Rodentia, Octodontidae.
UCCCUCUGUCUGUUAGAGACCCUAAUCCACAGUCUGCUGGAAUUGGUGCCCUUAGAAAUCUGCCACCGUCCGCACCUCUCCUCUGCAGGGCUUCGUCCCUCCUUUGUGGCCAUUUGACUUAGCGUUUUGGCUCUGUCCAGGGUGCUCUGCAGCUCUCUGUCACUAUGCAGGGGUGGAACUGACUGCUAUUCAGCAGCUCCAGGGAGCGUGACACUUUCUUGCUCUGCUGCAGAGCUGGCCCGGUGUCCACCCAGGAAGGGACCUGCAGUUCUCCUUGCCAAGUUCUCUGGGACCCCACGCCGAGCUGUAUAAAGGGCGGCGAGUGAGGACCCAGCAGAGCUUCUCCCCGCAUUGAGCGAGCUGUUGGACGCGGAAGGCACAGACCCAAGAUGAAGACCUGGAUCCUGACCUUCGGCCUCGGCCUCAUCGCCACCCUGCAGGCCCAGGAGAACCAGGAUGCCUCGAGCAUCUGGUAUCUGAAGGCUGUGGUGGCUGACAAGGGGCUUCCCAAGACAGAGGAGUCUGUGUCUGUGACCCCCGUGGCCAUCAGGACCCUGGAGGGGGGCAACCUGGAGGUCGAGUUCUCUGUGCUGGUCAGAGGUCAGUGUCAUAACGUAAGCACCAUCCUGGAGAAGACCGACCAGCCAGACAAGUUCACGGCCUAUGGGGGCAAGCACGUGGUGUACAUCAUCCCCUCCUCCGUGGAGGACCACUACAUCCUCUACAGCGAGGCCAAGUGGUCCAGGCACCAGACCCGAAUGGCCGAACUCAUGGGCAGAGACCCCGAAGUCCAGCAGGAAGCCCUGGAAGAUCUUGCGAAGGUGGCAGAAGCCAGAGGCCUCGACGCGGACAGCAUCGUCAUCCCCAGGCAGAGGGGUGAGAGGGUCACUCCCGUGGGCCCCUGCCCCCACCCUAGGGGUGUCACUGAGGAUGCCCUGGGGGAGCAGGCUGCAGCUGGCUCUGGCCUGGUCCUCUCUGGGCUGGUGGGAGGUGCUGGCCCGUGA